GGGCCGGAGGGGUCUGGGAUCAAAUCCUGCCUCACCGCUCUCACGUCCGUCAGGGCCCACUACCACUCGAGCCGCUAACGUCAAGUUAUAUUUUCCGACACUUGAACUUUGAGGGUCAGACUCAAACCGUAGCAAUCGAGAAUCUAAACACAUCCAGGAACUAAAAAUACUACACAGAAGCUAAACCACAGCGCAGAAUCUGUAAGAGCCUUUCUCCUCAACCUCAGCAAGAUCUGCCUGCUGGCCAAGGAGUGGUGCUCUGCACCAUCAGUGAUGUUCUAAGAACGGGGACACCCCUGACCUCCAAUGCUAUGUGCUGCUAUGAGAGACCCAGGAGACAUUGGAGAGAAGGAUGCCCCUUGAAUCGUAAGAGUGCUGAGGCAUCUGGGAGCUAAAAAUAUCCUACUGACCAAGUGCUCCUGAUUUCAACUCAAGCUGAACAUGACUGCAGUCCAGAACAUAGCACAUGCAGGGAUUAUCUUCGAACAGGUUUUCAAAAUCCAUCAGGCUCCGCGUCAGGACCACACGAGCCUGUGGUCGUUUCCUGUCUUGGCGUCUUUUCUGGGAGGUGAAUGAGACCUCUGUCAGGUCGCUGUUCGUUUGCCUUUUCCCUCCAGGAGCAGUGGUGGAGGGGGAGGUGAGGACCUAGCUGCCCGGAGGAGUGGGGAGGGGAGGUGGCCUGUCCAUUUAUAGACCUGCUCUCUGGGACAACGGAGGUGCUAAAUAGCACCAAGGACAAGAGGCUUGGCUCAGUGCGAGCCACCCACUGCACGGGCUGACGGAGUCGGAGAUGACAAGAGGCAGCAUGGAGAAUGUGGAGGUCUUCACUUCGGAGGGCAAAGGCAGAGGUCUGAAGGCCACGAAGGAAUUCUGGGCUGCGGACGUGGUCUUUGCCGAGCGGGCUUAUUCUGCAGUGGUUUUCGACAGCCUCGUUAACUUUGUGUGCCACACCUGCUUCAAGAGGCAGGAGAAACUCCACCGCUGCGGGCAGUGCAAGUUCGCCCAUUACUGCGACCGCACGUGCCAGAAGGAUGCUUGGCUGAACCACAAGAACGAGUGUUCCGCCAUCAAGAGAUACGGGAAGGUGCCCAAUGAGAACAUCAGGUUGGCAGCCCGCAUCAUGUGGCGGGUGGAGAGAGAGGGCACUGGGCUCACAGAGGGCUGCCUGGUGUCAGUGGAUGACUUGCAGAACCACGUGGAGCACUUUGGGGAAGAAGAGCAGAAGGAACUUCGGGUGGAUGUGGACACAUUCUUGCAGUACUGGCCACCACAGAGCCAGCAGUUCAGCAUGCAGUACAUCUCACACAUCUUUGGCGUGAUCAACUGCAACGGUUUCACUCUCAGUGACCAGCGAGGCCUCCAGGCAGUGGGCGUGGGCAUCUUCCCCAACCUGGGCCUGGUGAACCACGACUGCUGGCCCAACUGCACUGUCAUAUUCAACAAUGGCAAUCAUGAGGCAGUGAAAUCCAUGUUUCACACGCAGAUGAGAAUUGAACUCCGGGCCCUGGGCAAGAUCUCAGAAGGUGAGGAGCUGACCGUGUCCUACAUCGACUUCCUCCACCUCAGCGAGGAGCGCAGGCAGCAGCUGAGGAAGCAGUACUACUUUGACUGCUCCUGUGAUCACUGUCAGAAGGGGCUGAAGGAUGACCUCUUCCAGGCAGUGAAGGAAGACCCCAAGCCCUCCCCAGAAGUGGUGAAGGAGACGGUACAACUCUCAAAGGAUACACUGGAAAAAAUAGACAAGGCUCGCUCUGAGGGUUUGUAUCAUGAGGUUGUGAAGCUGUGCCGGGAGUGCCUGGAGAAGCAGGAACCAGUGUUUGCCGACACCAACCUCUAUGUGCUUCGGCUGCUGAGCAUCGCGUCAGAGGUCCUCUCCUAUCUCCAGGCCUUUGAGGAGGCCUCGCACUACGCCAGAAGGAUGGUGGACGGCUACACGAAACUCUACCACCAUAACAAUGCCCAGCUGGGCAUGGCUGUGAUGCGGGCAGGGCUGACCAACUGGCAUGCUGGUAACAUCGAAGUGGGGCACGGGAUGAUCUGCAAAGCCUACGCAAUUCUCCUGGUGACACACGGACCCUCCCACCCUAUCACCAAGGACUUAGAGGCCAUGAGGGUGCAGACAGAGAUGGAGCUGCGUAUGUUCCGCCAGAAUGAAUUCAUGUACCACAAGAUGCGGGAGGCUGCCCUGAACAACCAGCCCAUGCAGGUCAUGGCUGAGCCCAGCAAUGAACCAGCCCCGGCUCUGUUCCAUAAGAAGCAAUGAAGACCUCAUUGGAGAGUUGGGGGCAGUGUGGUUGGGGAGCUGGGGAGAUCAUUACCCUGGGUCCCCCACUGUCAUUUUGGUUCAGUUCAACUUGGCUUAGCUCUCUCUCACCCCAGACCAACUCUUUCUGUAUGUGUCAGGUGCUAGGCUCCAUCAUCUAUUUAAUAAAGAAGCCCAACUAUAAUUGGGCUAGAAGGACAAAUGUCGACAAAAAAGGCACAGCAUAAUAGUAAAUGUAAUGAGUACGUUUACUAUUUAUAUUUAAUAGCAAGCGAACUCUAUGGAGAGGGGUCCAGAGGAGGUGAGUGUGUGUGUAUGCCUCUGUGUGUGUGUGUGUGUGUGUGUGUGUGUGUGGUGUGUGUGGUGACACCUGGGCUAAGGGUGGCAGGUACCUCGAAUCUCAGAUGACUGCUUGUCUAUCUGUGCAGUGUCUCUGGGGCAGCUGGUCUCACCUAUGGCUGGGAAUAUUUAGGGUUUGGCAGACUGGGAUGGAGAUGAUGUCCUGUAUCCUCAGGCUGGUGUGGAGUUAUUAACAAAGGACUGGGGCUGUGUUUGGCCCUUUGAGAUCCACUCAGAGACAGGAAACCCAUUAGGGACGGUAUCUAGAAAGAGGCAGGGGCCUUGUUCAGACUACCUGUGGUCUCAAUUCCUAGUCUGAGCUUGAAGCAUACUUUUAGAAAUAACUCUAGAACACAUAGAGAAGGAAUUUUUCCCUGUCUGGUCCUACUCACCAAGCCUGUAGCCCCUUGUGGUGUGUGUGUGUGUGUGUGUGUGUGUGUGUGUGUGUGUGUGUGUGUGUGUCUCCUUGAAGAAAAGCUGAGGUUUUUCUGCCGUUGACUAGUGGGAGUGAGAAGGCUUUUCAGGGUGAAGCUGAGGGUGUGCAUGUCUGCUGGUGAGCCCAGCAGAAGUGGAUUGUAAGGGUUUCGAGCCCGGGUAGUCUGCACCAGCUUAGGCUUCAUCGUUGGCCCCAGGGAGGCUCUGCUCUCUGCAGUGAGUGACAGUUAACUUCCUGCACUUAGUUUCUUUAUCCUGUCCAUGCUCUGGGGGCUUCUGCCCUUCCUAACAGAAGGCCAUUCACCUAGGCUAGGAUCUCUUCAGAAGCGUGCCCACUUUGUUCUCACUUGCCGAGAGGCCCAUUUCCAUCUGAGACAUGAAGGCCCAAGGACGACCUUUUAGUUUCUGGGACCCCAACUUUCUCACCAACAUGGUGGGGGAUCAUGAAGUGAAUUCGUUUAGUUGAGGGUGUCACCAAAACUGCUGCACAACCUUGGGCUACCGUUGACGCCAGAGCUCUGACAUCGUGAAGUCACAGGAUACCCACUAAAACACAAAU
Messenger RNA from Peromyscus californicus insignis, 3596 nucleotides. It is a transcript of the gene Smyd1, whose product is annotated as SET and MYND domain containing 1. Gene Ontology annotation, molecular function: histone H3K4 methyltransferase activity; protein binding. The transcript has 13 exons. Bases 791 to 2263 code for a protein of 490 amino acids. NCBI's taxonomy places the organism in Eukaryota, Metazoa, Chordata, Mammalia, Rodentia, Cricetidae. The record is from RefSeq and is a predicted model, not a curated record. Gene Ontology annotation, cellular component: nucleus.